ACCAGUACUUCCUUUCCCCGCCGUUCCUAGGGACCACCCACUCCCGUUCCCAUGAGUGAUCCGAGACAGUACGCGGAGAUUAAUCGGUCUCUUUUGGUUCUCAUUCCAAAAGUUGAGCAGCCUGUUAGCAUAAAAAUGGCAAUUAUCCUCCUUCUAUUCGUUCUGGAUACGGGCCUAGUCCUGAGUGCGCUGUCUGUCUUCUCGGCUGGCCCAAACAACGGGAUUGGUCCGGGAUUAGCACCAAAAUUCCUCGGCAUCUCAUCCUCCUGUUGCUGGUCAUUUCCUAAAGGAUCGAAGGUUCAGCCGACGCCUCAAAGUGGAUUUGUUGUGCGAAGAGUGCGACCGGGAUUUAGAGUUAGAAUAGCGGGGAAGACUUGACCUCAGGCAGCGUGAAACCAGUUUAUUUAAUUCGAUGUAGUGGUCCGAUUGCCUAGUGGAAGCCCUGAGGCACUCUUGCGUACGCUCGGCUCCUCUACCAAUCACCACAGCGCGAGAUGCGCAAGAGUGACCCAUCUCUCCACACCAACUGGACCAUACAAUACACUCUUUAUAAGAAAAAAAAGAUUUGGAACCGAAAGAUAGGAAAUAAAUUGACUUCCAGAGCGGAAGGGAAUACUUAACCACGCCUCGAGUCCCAGUCUCCUAGUGGUGAGAUGGUAAAGGGCAAUGUCCGGUUCUGGCCAAGAGAUGUCUUUGCUCCGUCCCCCUUCUUGUUGGUUGGCACAAGCCCUUGUAGUAGUAAGUCUUUCCUCCUCCGGCCGGAUCGGAUGUUAGAGUCAAUUCCAUUGUAGGUUUGACCAUUAAGUGAAUGCAAUAUAGGUAGAAUUUGAAUCAACGACCUAAGAGUCUUCUUUUGCCUAUCGUAGUUACCUUGAUGUGAUAAAUGGUCCAACUUUCUUGAAAGAUAUCAGAUCUUGAAAGUCCUGCUCAUAUACAUACUAAUAUGAUCGCUACCAGGUCAUCCCACUACACACCAUCAAGCAACCACUACUGAAGCUAUCAACUCAAUUCUCUCGUUCGAAUGGGGAGAUAGAUAAAAGAAACGAAACUCUAUAAAAUAUCAUAAGAGAAGAAGAUUUUCAUUCCAGCUUAAAUAAGUAAGACUUGACUCUUUUAAAAAUUCCGAUCAACAACUUGGAGGGAUGGCUGAGUGGCUUAAGGCAUUGGUUUGCUAAAUCGACAUACAAGAAGAUUGUAUCAUGGGUUCGAAUCCCAUUCCCUCCGGCGCGGAGUGAAACAGGCGGGCGAAAUGAGAAGAGCACUACUUAGUGACUAGGAGCGGGGAGCCCGUUGCGCGUAGCGGGCGGAUGUAGCCAAGUGGAUCAAGGCAGUGGAUUGUGAAUCCACCAUGCGCGGGUUCAAUUCCCGUCGUUCGCCCAUAAGGGAUAGGUACUCAUUCACAAACAACAAAGAUAGAAUAGGAAGGGAGACCGGGCACCCACAACGGGUCAGAGAAGGAAGUCAAGACUAGAAAAGACCCCGAAGAACGCCUCUAGAUACCUCUUCCAAUACCAGGACAAACAAGCAAGUAGUUCUUCUACGGACCUGGAGGUCCUCCUUUAGCUGCACUUUCAAGGGAUAGCUGCAAUGGUUCCCUCCACACAUCGGAAGUAUGAACGAUGCACAGAGUCAUACCAGUGAUUUGGAGGAAAUCUCUCGAAAAAGUAUUUAGCGCCCAUUUUGGCCAACUCUCUAUCAUCUUUCUUUGGCUGAGUGGCAUGUAUUUCCAUGGUGCUCGUUUUUCCAAUUAUGAAGCAUGUCUGAGCGAUCCUACUCACAUUGGACCUAGUGCUCAGGUGGUUUGGCCAAUAGUGGGCCAAGAAAUCCUGAAUGGAGAUGUGGGCGGAGGCUUCCGAGGAAUACAAAUAACCUCUGGCUUUUUUCAGAUUUGGCGAGCAUCUGGAAUAACGAAUUACAACUUUAUUGUACCGCAAUUGGCGCAUUGGUCUUCGCAGCCUUAAUGCUUUUUGCUGGUUGGUUCCAUUAUCACAAAGCAGCUCCAAAAUUGGCUUGGUUCCAAGAUGUAGAAUCUAUGUUGAAUCACCAUUUAGCAGGGCUACUAGGACUUGGGUCCCUUUCUUGGGCAGGACAAUCCAGUACAUGUAUCUUUACCGAUUAACCAAUUUCUAAAUGCUGGAGUAGAUCCUAAAGAAAUACUACUUCCUCAUGAAUUUCUCUUGAAUCGGGAUCUUUUGGCUCAACUUUAUCCAAGUUUUGCUAAAGGAGCAACCCCGCUACGCGCCUUGAAUUGGUCAAAAUACUCGGAAUUUCUUACUUUUCGUCGCGUCUUCGAUCUAGCAAUCUUGGACAAUUGUUUUGAUGAGCUGUCACUAAACUAAAAAAAGAGAGAAGAGAAAGAACUGGGAAUGGGCGCCUGGUUGCUUGCUUACCAAGCCAUCCUGGCAAGCUCCUCCAGUUCGAUUAUUAUUCUUGACUUGACUUUGUAUAAAAACUACUCACUAUCAAAAUGAAAGACGAUCGAUUAUCUACCCAAGAAGAUAGAGAGUCCCACAUAC
This is a messenger RNA of Brassica rapa (field mustard), 2516 nucleotides long. RefSeq lists its product as uncharacterized. The record is from RefSeq and is a predicted model, not a curated record. NCBI's taxonomy places the organism in Eukaryota, Viridiplantae, Streptophyta, Magnoliopsida, Brassicales, Brassicaceae.